This is a messenger RNA of Cydia strobilella, 475 nucleotides long. It is a transcript of the gene oeh, whose product is annotated as insulin-like growth factor-binding protein 7. NCBI's taxonomy places the organism in Eukaryota, Metazoa, Arthropoda, Insecta, Lepidoptera, Tortricidae. The transcript is spliced from 2 exons. Gene Ontology annotation, cellular component: extracellular region. Bases 71 to 322 code for a protein of 83 amino acids. The record is from RefSeq and is a predicted model, not a curated record.
CUUCAAUAACGCGUAAAAUGUGCAAUGCGUGGACAAUAGCCCAGUGGCGAGUGAGUGUGAUGUGAGCAGCAUGCGGUGGCUGGCAAUGGUGGCCGUGGUGAUGGUGGCCGUGGCGGGAGUGGUGCGAGCGUGGGACUGCGUGUGCAAUCCGAGCGAGUGUGAGGGCUUGGAGCCCAGUGGGUGCCCGGGACAGGGCUACGUAGUGUGGGAUCCAUGUAGAUGCUGCAAAGUAUGUGCAAGAACGUUAGGAGAAGACUGCGGCGAGUUCAAAGGAACUUGCGAGCCCAAGCUACAGUGCAUCGAGGGCACGUGCACCACGUGAAGCUGGGGCAAAAUGGACCUUGUAUUAUAUGUUCAUAGAGUAGAAAUUAAACAUAUCUCAAAAACUGUAGAAUGUGAGGACCAGCUUCAGACCCAGACCAGGAAGCGUUGUCUCUAGUGACAAUAAAUUAGAUAGUGGAAGGUGAUCGUUUUG